Messenger RNA from Folsomia candida, 2029 nucleotides. RefSeq lists its product as uncharacterized. The record is from RefSeq and is a predicted model, not a curated record. Lineage: Eukaryota; Metazoa; Arthropoda; Collembola; Entomobryomorpha; Isotomidae. The transcript has 10 exons. The coding region runs from base 403 to 969 and encodes 188 amino acids.
CCCCCUCCGCGACACCGCCACCCAUCUUCCCCCGCGCCCUCGGUCAACUCCAGCGCCCGGGUCAUCUUUCUUCUCCGCCACCUCUUCCGCCUCGCGCCCACCCGCUGCGCCCAACUUUUACAGGACCACGGUCAUCCCGCCGAAUGGAUUGCGCUCUGUCCAACGUGUGACGACAUUGUGUCUCAAGGUCACCAGUUAUUCGUCCAAAUUCACGAAGUCGGCGUAAAGUUGGACGCUUUACGAGACAAGGCGGUCAAACGGGUCGUCAUCGUCAAACAGGAAGAGGAAGGAACCAGUACGGCGCCCGAAGCGAUAAGAAGUUAUCUCGUCGCGGAUGGAAUCGUGAGCGAGGAAAAUUUUGGUUUUCUUCCUCCCGACCCGACGACCCACGAUGACGAGGAAAUGAUGGAUUUCGAAAACGUGGAAAUUGUUCCUGACACUUUAAAAUCUGAAUUUGAUCCAAGCCCUUUCGACACGCGUCAUGAAAUUCCUUACAAUUCAGAAACAUUCGCCGACGAGGAGGACGAAUGUUAUCUUCCUUCUCCUUCAAAAAAGAUUAUACGACGAGACAAUCCUCCCGGAGAUAUCGUUUCUCUUCAACUGAACGCAAUCUGCUCAAGAAUGACGCUUUCUCGGAAUAUUGGCAAAUCUAAAAAUUUAGUACAAAAUGCGAAAAAUACUGCGAAAAAUUCCAGAAAACAAACCUUGGAAGUACGCGAACAAUCCGAAGAAAUACAUGAAAAUGCUCUUUUUCGCACUAAAUCGCACACAAUUGGUCAUCUUAAAGCGACUUCUUCAGUGGGCGCGGUUCUGACAAAUGGAGGUCGAAAAGCUGCCAUAAAAUGUAACCAAAUGUUGGACGCCACACUAAAAGAAGACGCUGCUAUUGACAGUGACGAUGAACUCCACCCUGAUUCCAAAGACGCGGAUUACUCCAUCCCCGACCCUCCUUCCCCCGUGGGGGAAUAACCACGGGGGAAGGAGUGAAUAAUAAUAGUGAAUAAUAAUAGAAGGGAAUAAUAAUUUGGGGAGUAACCCCCCAAAGGAAACAGCCCAGGGCGGAAAGCUCCCCUGAAGAAGGGCAAACAAAAGCAGAAUACCACGCCAAAAGAAGACGCUGACCUUACUGAAACUCCAGAUUACGAUUACUCGACCCCCUCCUCCCCCAAAUCCUGGCCUGAACUCCUUCUCCUCCCCUCCCUCCCUUCUCCCCGUCCCCUUUCAACAAUACCCCCUACCGUCAAAAACAGCUCCGCAUCAUCCACCUCACCCGGCUCGCGCGCGCCCACGCGCUUUCCUCCUUCCCCUGCGCCCACUGCGCCAAACCGCUCCCCACCGUCCUCCAGUGGUCCACCCACUCGGACUGGUGUUCCGGCGAGAAGGCGGGCUACAAGUGCGACACCUGCGAAAUCGUGCUCCUCGACAUGCGCAGUCUGGAAAAGCACACGCGCUCCAACCACGCGCCGCGCGAGAGCCUCACCUGCGCCGGGUGCGACAACUUCUUCCCGUACCGCGAACAGUUCCACGACCACGUCAAUGAAGCCUCCGUCCGCGAGGAGUGUCGCGAGCGCGCAAUUUUCUGCGCGAAAGGCGUCAAACAGUGUAAACUCGCGUUUUCUUCGGAGCACGCGUACCGCAUCCAUGUCACGUGCUGUCACAGCGAGACGAACCCGUUCGCCUGCGCGGUGCCCGGCUGCGGGAAAUCGUUCGGACACCGGUCCGCGCUCAAUUCGCAUAAAUGGACACAUUCUGCGCCACAAGAUGAUCUUGUCUGCGAGCGUUGCGGAAAAACGUUCAAACUCCAAUCCGGUCUCCGAGAUCACAUCAAGAGCGUGCACUUGUCCCGCGAAGAGGGCGCGGCGCGAUUCACCUGCGACAUUUGCGGCAAAGGGUUGAUCGACAAGAGCAAGUUGGCGCGCCACCGGAAGAUCCACAUCGACCCCGCCGACGCCCCGCAUCUCUGCACCCUUUGCGGGAAAAGGUUCCGCCUCAACGAGUAUUUGAACAUCCACAUGCGCUCCCAUGACCC